AUGAUGCGUUAUACGAGUCGCACGUUGCAGCUUCUAGCUAUGACGACAACCCUCACAAUAACUGCAUCGGUUCAAGUGUCGUCUGCUGGUGCAUCUAUCAACAGCGACCUUCUGACUCGUUGUGAAAGCCUUCCGAAUGACUUGGCAGUGCUAGAAGCACCUUCAAAGGAAGAUUUGCCCAUUGAUGUUGCAACGACGUUGUCUGCGUACUCAGACCUGACCUGGAACGAGCUAAACGACGUUGCAAAGGUAGGACUGCUGUGGGUCCAUGGUUAUGUCUUCUCAGGUGGUUCAACCAACGGGAACAAGGCUGGCAAUGCUCUUCUCGAAGUCUUUACCCGCUGUAUGGAAGGCAUGGCAACAGGCGUGGCAAUGGCGAACAUGGGCGUGUCACACAAAGACUUUACAGGCCCCAAGUGGCAGUGUCAAGCAGCGAGCUGCGGCUUGUCUUACCAGGCGACAAACGCCAAUUGCAUGGCCAAUGUUACGAGUGCAAUACAGUGUGCAGUAAACGGCACAUCUGCAGCCCUGCAAACGGUCCUUAACGCUUCGUUCUGGUCUUCAGCAGCAUCAUCUUCUUCUUCGAACACUAUCCCGUACCCACAGGUUUUCGAGCACAGCAUCUUGAUGAAUGAUCCGACCAAGACGUUGCAGGUCUAUUCGAUCCAUAUGCGCAAUUAUGACGCAAGUCUUUCAUGUAAUAGUAGAGACUCGUUGGAUGCCGUUAUCCCAUGUCUACGUCUAGAGGACGUACCGACAUCCAUUACGAAUACGUCGGGGUUCUGCAAGCCUACAGUCGAUGCUGCUAGAGUGCAAAGUUUCCUUGAAUCAGUUCGUGCGGUUAAGGUCAUCAAGCACUUGGAUGAUGAUAGGGAUGGCAAUCAUGACAUGAAUCGGAAUUUGAAAGUUGGGAUCGGAGUUACUGUACUCCUCGUUUUGCUAGUGCUGGGCGUAUGCCGUUAUCGGAAGAAGUUAAUGCAGACUGCCGGACAGCCGUCUGAGCUUUAUGUGAUGGGAACGACAGAAGAGCAGAGUCAGAUUGGAAGUCCAUCACAAAGUCGAGUCGAACAUGAAGUACGAGUUCUCGGGCGGCAUGGAAAAAAAGUCGAUAGCUGUGCAGAGAAUUCGUUACACUUUAUCAAUAAAGGACAUGUGCAGAUGCACCGAGGCCGAGACUCGUCGUUGAAUACGCUUGGCAACGCAAGUAAUGUUGCAUCAACAGUGUAUGGGUAUCGGUCAUCCAUGGCUGGAACUUGCAUGGGCGCUGGAAUGGGGGGGAAGACUGUGGGCGAUUUCUGCAACGAGUCAAAGGCACUGGCAGACUUUGUGCAGGAUCGUGAUGUCUUGAUGAAACGUAUCGCCUUCGACGAGCUCACGUUUCUGCGUAUCCUAUCGAAAGGAGCUUACGGUGAAGUGUGGCUAGGUCAACUUGAGACGCGGUAUGUGGCGAUCAAGCGCUUAUUGCCGGAGAAAUGUCAGCUGACAGCCAGUCUGGAACAAUUUGCCGGAGAGAUUAAGCUCAUGGGUUUACUGCAGCACCGGAACAUUGUUUCGUUCAUCGGCGUAUGCUGGAAUUGGCUACAGACCAUGUGCGCCGUAGUGGAGUACAUGGAUGCAGGUGACUUGGAUGAGGUCCUCAAGAGAAAGCGAGAGCAGUUCUCGUGGCAGCAUGAGAAGAUCUCGAUUGCUAUGGACAUUACAGAGGGGUUGGUAUAUUUACACUGCUUGAGGCCCGUGAUUGUGCACCGCGACCUCAAGCCCAAGAAUGUACUGCUAAACCGCGACUUCCAAGCGAAAUUGAGCGACUUUGGUGUCAGUCGCAAGACGCGUGUCAACGAGACGAUGACAUCGGGUGUAGGGACACUACUAUGGACGGCACCGGAGAUCAUCGCAGGCAAGAAGUAUUCGGAAAAGGCAGAUAUCUACUCGUUGGGAGUGUUGCUAUCGGAGAUGGACACCUGCGAGCCACCGUUCUCAGACGUGACGACUGACAAAGGUGAGCGAUUACCUGGCAUGCAGCUAGCUCAGCUUGUACGGCUCGGUAAAAUCCGUGUAACACUGCGCACGGACUGCCCGCCCAAACUUUGCAAGUUGGUAAUGGAUUGCACACAGCUGGACCCAGAUGCUCGUCCCAGCUCGAUGCAGGUGGCGUUUACACUCAAGAGUAUAAUUGCUCCAACGCUGCGACUGAAUACAUCAGCAGCCACGACAGCUUCAAGUAUGUGCCCAUCCGGCGAAAGUCAGGAUCAGGCAAGUCAAGCUGUUGAACGCCCGCCGCUGAUGAAUUCACACUAA
Messenger RNA from Peronospora matthiolae, 2295 nucleotides. Lineage: Eukaryota; Oomycota; Peronosporomycetes; Peronosporales; Peronosporaceae. The record is from the annotation of a GenBank genome assembly.